UGUCUAAUGGCUGAACAACAACAACUGUCGGCGAGCGACAAACUUUCACAAACUUCUACGGAGACGAAAGAAAGUCGGAUAUAGCACACUGGUUCGAUUCUAUAAUAGUUUAGGCGUGUUUGUCUGUUUUUCUUGUUGUCACAAAUGUGGAAUUACUGAUGGAUCCGAGAUAUGAUAUACCGCGGAGGGCCGCCGGUGGUGGCGGGGGCUCCGCGAACUCGUCUCCCGCUCUGGGGGCUCAGUCGCGCCGCAGGAAGAUGCCUCCCAGACCCGCUGAUUUUAAACUUCAAAUUAUCAUUAUUGGCUCCCGUGGUGUUGGUAAAACCAGUCUCAUGGAGAGAUAUACGGACGACACUUUCUGCGAAGCUUGCAAGUCGACAGUAGGAGUUGACUUCAAAAUCAAGACCGUUGAGCUGAGAGGGAAAAAGAUCAGACUACAGAUAUGGGACACUGCUGGUCAGGAGAGGUUCAACAGCAUCACCUCAGCCUACUACAGAGGUGCCAAGGGAAUAGUGCUAGUGUAUGAUAUCACCAAGCAGGAGACCUUUGACGACCUUCCUAAAUGGAUGAAAAUGAUAGACAAGUACGCCUCAGAGGAAGCAGAGCUUCUCCUGGUCGGGAACAAGCUGGACUGUGAGACCGAUCGUAUCAUCUCCAGACAGCAAGGAGAGAGGUUUGCCUCUCGAAUAAGUGGAAUGCGCUUCUGCGAAGCCAGUGCCAAGGACAACUUUAAUGUGGAUGAGAUCUUCCUGAAGCUUGUGGAUGACAUUCUUAGCAAGAUGCCUCUGGAAGUUCCCAACAAGGAGCUUUCCAACAGUGUCCUGUCUCUGCAGCCUGAACCGGAAGUGCCUCCGGAGUUGCCUCCACCUCGCAUGCGCUGUUGCUGAGAGUCAGAGUGGUCUCUCACUCACACACACACACACACACACACACACACACACACACACACUCACUCUCAGCGCUCACAGCUCACACAUGCAGAGCAUCAAUCUGGCCACUAGGGGGCAUGACACAGCAGCAGUUUGGAAAUAUUGACUACUGCUGUUCAAAUGCAUGGACUCUCUUUAACAACCAAUAUUAUCUUCCCCUGUUUCUUCUCCUGUUUUGUAACUGUACACUCUGACAUGUGCCACACUAACACUUAGCGCCUGGCGAAAUCACCCACUUCCUACCACCUUUCUGUCGACACUUGACCCAGACUACCUCAUUCCUCGGACCGUUAGGCUUGCCGUGCCCCACAGGUGCCUUCAAGGUAGAGAGCCCUCUGGUAGCAGUUGCACAUUUUCUAUGGAGGGGGAUUAUUGAGGGCCUUACAGCUUGUUCUCUUCCUGUUUUCUUUUGUCAUCACACAUACUGUAGACUAUGUUUAACAUUGUCUGAGUUGCCCUGAUGUUUCCGUUAUCUGCAUUUUCUAGCUCACAGAAAAGGGAUAACGAUAUCUCAUGUCUUUUCAGCUUAGGUUAAAUUCUGGGUCUGGUACAGUAGUUUUAUAUUGUUAUUAAUAGGUUUUAUUACCAAGUGAGGAGUUGACUUGAGGUAAACAAAAGCACAUGAUGUAAAUAUGGUGUGUUGCUGUAAUGACUGGACAAGGUGCAGAUUUUUGUGGCCAGCAGAAGGUGGUUUUGUGGUGGUGAUCAUAUCAGUUUGUAUUCCUUUGCCUUAAAGUAUUAAAGUGGCUGGAACGGCUCUUUUCACAUUUGUAUAAAUCGUAAUGUUUUGCACUACAAUCCAUCUUAACUAGUUAAGCUGACAUGCAGUAGAAGAAAGUACACAAGUUGUAGUAUAGCACUAAUAAAGAUCAGCAUUGCCGCAGUAGUGGCCGCUCGGAACCACUCUUCCACAUCCUGUUAAAGUGGGCUGGAGAUGCAAGGAGAGAUGGGUAAUGUAGUCUUUGAGGGAUUGGUGUUUUUCACAGGGACAUUUUCCAUGUGUGUUACUGGCUUUUCAGAGGGAAAUAGAGACAGUAAGAAGCUACACAGACACAUGGUUUUCGCCUUCAUUUUAAUAUUUCUAAGUGUUUUUGUUUUGACCUUUUUCCUUUGAAUUCAGAUACAGUUUAGAGAGGAGUCUCCCUUUGCAGGGUGAGAAAUGCAGGAAGGGUUGUGUUGUAUUUGAAUGACUCAGGAAACUUCGGCUCAUUUUCUCUGGCUUUUUAUUGCAGACUUGCUUCGAGUUUCACAUCAAAUUAAUAAAGAAACAUCUUCAUAAAAAUCCCGCUUGUGUUUUAUAGAGGAGGUUAGCAGCUUUGAAUUUAUGAUUUGGCAGUUUGUUAUGGACCAGUGUGGAGAUUAUGCACAUUUGAAAAAUACUAGGCUAUGCAUGUUAAGCCCUCCUUCGUCGUUCAUAGACAUUGGUCAUGAUUAAAUUCUUCCAUCUUUGUUGUGGGAUUAAUGCAGUAAGACAAAUGUAGCGCUGUGGAUGUUUCUGUCUUGUUACAUGUUGAAGUAAAAACCUGAGGCUGAGGAAGGACGAGAUUUGGAAUUAAUCAAACCGACUUUCUAUAGGUUAAUUUUAUUUUUUGCUGAGGUUUUAUGUUAAGUUCAGGCUUUUGUGGACUUAAAAUGGCACAUUUUGUAUUCUAACAAAUGAAUAGUUUCAUACCAGAAGAAAAAUGUUGAAAAAGUGAGACUUUUGGCAACAGAACAGUCACUGACAUACAGCACAACGACCUUCACAUGCAAAUGUCCAAUUUAGCAAUCCGAUCACUCGUGUUUUGAAAUGCUGAGCUGUGAACAUUUCUUCAGACAUUGUUUUUUGGAAUGAAACCUUUCCCCCCCCCCC
Molecule: messenger RNA, 2781 nt
Organism: Seriola dumerili (greater amberjack)
Lineage: Eukaryota; Metazoa; Chordata; Actinopteri; Carangiformes; Carangidae
Gene: rab12
Product: RAB12, member RAS oncogene family
Exons: 6
Coding region: 159-887 (242 amino acids)
Biological process (GO): Golgi vesicle fusion to target membrane; protein localization to plasma membrane; cellular response to insulin stimulus
Cellular component (GO): plasma membrane; synaptic vesicle; endosome
Molecular function (GO): GTPase activity; GTP binding
Source: RefSeq, a predicted model, not a curated record